UUCCGCGCCCGCUCCAUUCGAUUUCGAUUUCGAAUUCGCCCCAAAAAAAUUCCCCACCGAUUCGCCGGGAGCCCAACCGCCUCUCCGCUGCCGGCCGCGCGGAUCCCAUGGCGUCUCCCUCCCUCGCCGCCGCCGCCGCCGCGGCCUCGCCGCUCACGUCGCUGGACCCUAGCCCCAGCGCCUCCCGCCCCGCCGCCGCCGCGGCGGCCGCGCUGCGGAAGCGCCCGGUCCUCCUGCUCGAGCAGCGCCCGCACCCGGCCACCCCGCCGCUCGACUCCUCCUCCGGCCCUAGCCGUCUGCCGGCGGCCGCGGGGGCGGGUGUGGCGCAGCCGCUGCGCCGGAAGAAGGGGCACACGUCGUCGUCCCGGCCGAGGUGGCAGACGGCGCUCAGCGUCGCCGCCAAGAACGCGGUCCUCCUCGCCGUGCUGCUCUACGUCGGCGACCUCGCCUGGCGCUGGGCGCACCCGUCCCCGCCGCAGCCGGUCGACCGGGCCGCGCUGGCCGACUACGACGCCCGCGUCGCCGACGUCGAGGCCUCCCUCUCCCGCGCCUUCCGGAUGCUGCAGGUGCAGAUUGAGGCCGUCGACCGCAAGAUCGACGGUCAGGUCGGCACCGCCCGUGUGGAGCUCGCCGCGCUGCUGGAGGAGAAGAGGCUGGAGCUCGAGGGGCACCUUAAGCGGCUCGACGCCAGGACCGACGAGCUGGACGACGCACUCGCCGGGCUCAAGCGGAUGGAGUUCCUCCGGAAGGACGAGUUUGAGAAGUUCUGGAACGAGGUCAAGGAGACCCUGGGUUCGGGUUCCGGUACUGAGGUUGACCUUGAUCAAAUUCGCGCAUUGGCCAGGGAGAUCGCCAUGAGGGAGAUUGAGAAGCAUGCGGCCGAUGGGAUUGGUAGGGUAGACUACGCCGUGGCGUCGGCCGGGGGAAAGGUUGUCCGUCAUUCCGAGGCCUAUGAUUCUGGGAAACGUGGUGGUUUCCUUUCUACAAUUCUAGGUGGAGAUAGUGCUAACCCACAGCAGAAGAUGCUUCAGCCAAGCUUUGGAGAGCCUGGGCAAUGUUUUCCUUUGCAGGGAAGCAGCGGGUUCGUGGAGAUCAAGCUGAGGAAGGGAAUAAUCCCUGAUGCAAUUACACUAGAACAUGUUUCAAAGGAUGUAGCAUAUGAUAUGUCCACUGCACCAAAGGACUGCCGGGUGUCUGGAUGGUAUCAAGGGACACCUAAUGAGGCUCAUUCAGGUCAUGCUGCAAGUGCAAAGAUGCCUGUCUUGACUGAAUUCACGUAUGAUCUAGACAAGAAGAACAUCCAAACAUUUGAUGUUACAGCACCAGAUGUAGGCAUCAUCAACAUGGUCCGACUAGAUUUCACUUCAAACCAUGGAAGCUCUGCGCUAACAUGCAUUUACCGCAUCCGAGUCCAUGGUCAUGAGCCAGUGUCGCCAGGGAUCACCAUUUCUCAGUCCUGAGAUGGGAAUCCUUUUGUUUCUAUCUUUUGUAAGUGUUUUGGGUUUAGGGAUCUCCUUGUGCCCUUGCUAGCUUCAGCGUAGGAUGUUAUCAUGUACACUCUGUAAAGGUAAUGAUUGUUUGCUGCAAUCUUCUAGUCCAAUGACAUCUUAGAUACCAUGAGUUAGACAUUAAACAUUAAGUUCGUUCCAUCAAUGGAUGGAAAAUUGCGUUGUGGCCAGUAAGAUUAUUUGCAGGGCUGUUGAUGGUUGUUUCUUGUUUGGGCUUGAUUAAUUUGAAGGUCAAGCAAGUGAACAACAAAGGACAUCUUGCAAAAUGGGAACUGGGGAUGGGCUGAGAAAUCAUACUCAAAUGUAUUUUUAUUAACAAUUCUCAUAUAGUCUCCCCGAGCUUGGAGGGAAGUGGACUCAUCUGGUUGGGUGUAGGCGUUGCUAGUAGCCACAUUAUUUUCGGUUCAGUGAUAAUGUUCUCAAAUCUGUAAAGUCUGACAUCAACUCCCGAGUUAAUCUCGCCCCUAACCUUCUAAGAUCGAUUUCUGUGGUUUAUUUGAGAUAUUUCUUCGUUCCUGGAGUGUAAAGUACAUUGUU
Oryza brachyantha (malo sina) is the source of this 2045-nucleotide messenger RNA. Its product is annotated as SUN domain-containing protein 1-like. The record is from RefSeq and is a predicted model, not a curated record. The transcript is spliced from 2 exons. Gene Ontology annotation, biological process: nuclear envelope organization. Gene Ontology annotation, molecular function: protein-membrane adaptor activity. Gene Ontology annotation, cellular component: nuclear envelope. Lineage: Eukaryota; Viridiplantae; Streptophyta; Magnoliopsida; Poales; Poaceae. Bases 108 to 1460 code for a protein of 450 amino acids.